UGUUAUUAUUGCUUUCAAAGAGGUAGUUUCGUUCCUUCAAUGCUAACCAAAUUUUGUAGGCUUGGCUUCUCAUUCGUGGACAAGAUAUGGGCUGGUGAAGCCCACGCAAUUCAAGAUCCGUGGUACGCUCGUUAUGGCCCUGGAUUACCGAUCAUGGGAAUCUAUCGAACGCAGUGGCUUGAAGGACAGCAUGGCGAGAAAGUCCAAAACGUUUACGAUCCUACGCAGCCUGCACCAGCUUUUACACAGGAGAAUGCUCUAAAACCUCCCUCGGUCUAUGAUGAUAUCUACCCAGUUCCAACAUCUUGGGUACACAGCGUUUUCCAAAAGGCCACCUGGGAUGUCUCAGUGAAACGAACUGGUACACAGUCGCAUAUGGGACCUCUGACCAUGGGCAUGCGCCUACUGCAGACCGAACCAGGAAAGCGUGCAGAUUAUUUCAGCUGGAUAUCCGCAGUCGACAAAGAACUAGAAUUGACUUAUGCACUUAGCAUCGACCCCCAAGCCAACAAAAUUCCUCCAGCUGACUACCAACGACUUGUAGAUGCGACAAGAAUCUACUUGAAGAUGGGGAUAUUGGCUGAGAAGAGGGGCGAAUUGAGAUCUGACAAAGCGUUUACGAGUUGGCCUAGACAAUUUGGGACUGAUCAGAUUACGGCCCACCCCUUUGAUCCGUUGCCAGAUGAUGAGGAGAUUCCUACGGAGACAUACUCUUCUCCCAGAUAUGAUGAGAUUGUUAAUUAUCUUUGUCGCAACCGAGGUCCAUUGGAGUUGGCACUGGAUACCAUGGGGACACUUCCAACGUCUGUAUUCUAUAGGUAUAUCCGAGAUCGAGGCGGAAUCGACGUCCUUCCAAUGGAGCUUUGGCAAUUUCUCGGCGUAGCAAAUCGAAAGGGAGAGUACUUCAUAUUCGAUCCUUACCCCGGCCCAGGUCUUGUAACACGCAUCGAAGCCGGCUGGCCACCUGGAAAUGUGCUCGCGAACAUGACCAUACCCAGACCCGCGUUUCUCGCUACCAGGUUAGAGAAAGACAGGCUCAUGGAAAUUGUCCGGGACCGUAACGUACAAGACGAGUUAUAUACUAAUAACGUACAUAUGCGUACUAUGAGAGACAUGGACGUGGACGCGUUCGGGAGGUUCUUGGAGGCCCGUAAAGACAAGUCUUGGAUCGGGAAAUAUGUCCCAGCUGAAUUCUAUGCAAUCGUUACUCAGUGUGUGAGAGAGACUUGGGAUUUCAACGAUGAGUUCACACUUGGACCACAAGGAAUCAUAAGAUUCACUUACGAUGUUAGACCUACGUUGACGAGGAAUGGCUCAGAUUACCAGAAAGCGAAAUUCGCAGAACUUCAACAGAGAGUCGAUGAAGCGAAUAGAAAGUGGCGGAACAGAGUAUAGGGAAGUCUUUGAGCGACGAUACACAUAACUUUACCAUUAAUAUUCGGGCGAGUUUGUCUCUUGACAUCAUUUGGGGAGUGUUAGGUUGUCAAUCGAGAUACUUCGAGGCAGAGGGUCCUAGAGCGGAGGAGCAUAUCAAGUUACCGAG
Messenger RNA from Mollisia scopiformis, 1543 nucleotides. RefSeq lists its product as uncharacterized. Lineage: Eukaryota; Fungi; Ascomycota; Leotiomycetes; Helotiales; Mollisiaceae. The record is from RefSeq and is a predicted model, not a curated record. Bases 40 to 1395 code for a protein of 451 amino acids. The transcript is spliced from 7 exons.